AUGAAGGGCAUUCAAGUUCAAGAAUACGUCAAGUCUCCAACAGAGCUCAAGGUGUCUGAGCUUGCGGACCCCGUGCCCAAAGAUGACGAGUAUUUGAUCGAGGUUCGCGCCGCUGCGACCAAUUUCUUCGACGUUCUCCAGAUUGCUGGCAAGUACCAGAACCAGCCACCUUUCCCAUGGAUUGCCGGCGCCGAGUUCGCUGGCGUCGUCAUCUCCACGCCCAAGGGGUCCAAGAACCCCAGGUUUCCCAGGGGAGCUCGGGUUUUUGGCGCGUCGCAGGGAGCAUACGCCACCAAGUGUGUUGCCAAGGAGGUGUCUAUGCUGCCUGUGCCCGAGGGCUGGUCGUUCACCGAGGCAGCCGGCUUGUUUAUCACCGCUCCCACCAGCUACGGCGCUUUGGUAGUACGAGCCAAUGUGAAGCAGGGAGAUUAUGUUUUGGUUCACGCCGCCGCGGGUGGUGUCGGCUUGGCUGCUGUUCAAGUCGCAAAAGCGUUUGGUGCUACAGUCAUUGCCACUGCUUCCACGCCCAGAAAAUUAGAAGUUGCCAAGUCCUUUGGUGCAGACCACGUCCUCGAUUACAAGGACCCCGAGUGGCCUGCCAAAGUCAAGAAGCUGACGCCCAAGGGUCGCGGAGUUGACAUUGUCUACGACCCUGUUGGGCUGGUCGACAAGUCCACCAAGUGCACUGCCUGGAACGGCCGGAUUCUAAUUGUUGGUUUCGCCGGCGGCGCCAUCGAAAAAGUGGCCAUGAACAAGGUUCUUCUCAAGAACAUUUCUCUCGUGGGCAUCCACUGGGGCGCGUACAGCAUCAACGAGAGAGAAACCAUCCCCGUCGUAUGGCAGGGCAUCACAAAGCUUGUCAAGGAGGGCAAGCUUCGGGGAACAGAAUUCACAGACGAGGAGUUUGUCGGAUUAGAUAGAGUCAAGGAUGCGCUGGUCGCGUUGUCGGGGCGUGGGACUUGGGGAAAGGUUGUUGUCAAGGUGCCACAAGAAGGCGGUAGCCGUUUGUAA
Molecule: messenger RNA, 1011 nt
Organism: Metarhizium brunneum ARSEF 3297
Lineage: Eukaryota; Fungi; Ascomycota; Sordariomycetes; Hypocreales; Clavicipitaceae
Cellular component (GO): mitochondrion
Molecular function (GO): zinc ion binding; oxidoreductase activity
Source: RefSeq, a predicted model, not a curated record